AUGAAUCAGCCAACAAAGGAAGAGCUUGAGGUAAUAUACGAAGGUCAGGAGUGCCAUGAUUUCCUAUUUUGGGUGGAUGACGUGCGACUACUUCCGUAUCCCCUAGGUAUUAACCUUUUUGAGCAUCUGCAGCGGACUCUGAAUUGGCAAUCUUUAUUGGGAGCGUACCCAAAAGAAUUCAGUGCUAGGUUGUGGGACAUGAUUAUGGAAUAUGCAAAACAGAGGCGUCGUGAUAUUGAAUUUCUAAGCCUGCAUCUCAUUGCUACUUCAGUAGGAUGCUCUGGCACAAGGCUCAAUAUAUUCGAACCUGUUGAGACCAUCGAGAAAGAGGCCUCAAGAAUUGAGAACCUAUUGCUCGUAUUUGGUGAAGAGCAUAUUGACUUUCCAGCUACCUACCCUGACUUAUGCGGAACUCUGUACCCUUUUCUCGACUCUCACCAUGAAUUCCUCCGGCUGCUGAAACCAAACCCCUCAUUACCUUUGGCUCCUGUAGCACCUCGAACUGAAAUAGUCCCAGCACUUUGGGAAGAAACUUUUAAAUAUCAUGCAAUGCAAUCUAUUAACCAAUCAGCCCAUGCUUCAAUGGUUCAGGUCCUCGCAGAUAAGAAUACAGAAUACACACACCUGCUUUCUCAUGCACACCCUCGUCUCAUACCUAGAAUGUCUCUUCAUAGUUCUCAAUCUACCUUUACGGUCUAA
Messenger RNA from Lindgomyces ingoldianus, 699 nucleotides. RefSeq lists its product as uncharacterized. The transcript has 9 exons. The coding region runs from base 1 to 699 and encodes 232 amino acids. Lineage: Eukaryota; Fungi; Ascomycota; Dothideomycetes; Pleosporales; Lindgomycetaceae. The record is from RefSeq and is a predicted model, not a curated record.